Prunus armeniaca (apricot) is the source of this 312-nucleotide messenger RNA. The record is from the annotation of a GenBank genome assembly. Lineage: Eukaryota; Viridiplantae; Streptophyta; Magnoliopsida; Rosales; Rosaceae.
AUGAGGGGUAUUUGCUUUGAAGUCUGUGAUGUGGUUCUUCAUGCUGAUGCCAUCCACAGAGGAGGUGGUCAGGUCAUUCCCACUGCUAGGACACUCAUCUAUGCUUCCCAGCUCACUGCCAAGCCAAGGCUCCUUGAACCUGUAUAUCUUGUUGAAAUCCAAGCUCCAGAGCAGACUGUUAGUGGUAUCUACGGUGUUCUUAAUCAGAAACGUGGGCACGUGUUUCAGGAAAUGCAGAGGCCUGGUACUCCACUGUACAAUAUGAAGGCAUACCUCCCCGUCAUUGAAUGUUUUGGGUUCUCUGGUCAAUGA